AGGAAGCUGGGAUGUGACGCAUGCUGUGGGGAGGCACAGGUACAGCGUAGAGCAAUUCUUUUGAACCUUGGAUUGCAGCGCUCAUGACCUUACUCCCAGCGGCACGGAAGCCAAGAAGCUGUCCAGUAGUUUUCUCAGGGAGGAAAAAUGGCAGCUUCUCUAAGAAAACUGAAGCAAAUGGCUGUUUUCAUGGGGCUGUUCAGCACUGGGGGAUGCAUCCUGAUGUAUAAUCUUAUGCAAAAGAGUUUUGCCAGGACCCAGUAUUAUCAGCAGGCUUUGGAGCAAUUGAACAGCAAUUCUGAUGCCCUGGAAGCUCUGGGUGCGCCCCCUCUUAAGGUUCACAACAUCCGACUGACGGAUGGGAGUAACCGUGUGGACACAGAAAAAGCACAGAUAAAGUUACCGGUAUCUGGAACGAAAUCAGCUGGGUACCUCUAUAUUAACUCAGAGAUGGAUCACGCCCAUCAACGCUGGUGCCUCCAGGAUGUCACCUUGAAACUGCGGGAUGGUCAGAAUAUUCCAGUUUACCAUUCCCCAGUGGAAAGCAUCAGUGUGUCAGAAGCGUAAAAAUCAAAGGCAGCUGCUUCCCUACCUCCCAUUGAGCCAAAGGAGCCAUUAAUCGAUUGCAUCCUACUGUGUCUGUGAAUGUACACAGUUGUCACAAGUGACUUAAGUGGGUGCUCUUAAGGCAAUUUUCUCUCUAAGAUUGACCUCAUCAUUGUCAUAAUUGUAAUUCCUCUCUUUUGCUGGUUUGUUCAUGUGUUCAGCAGAAACCUACAAUAAAUAUCUUGCAAAAGAA
Messenger RNA from Cuculus canorus (common cuckoo), 799 nucleotides. Its product is annotated as cytochrome c oxidase assembly factor 1 homolog. Gene Ontology annotation, biological process: mitochondrial respiratory chain complex IV assembly; mitochondrial respiratory chain complex I assembly. Lineage: Eukaryota; Metazoa; Chordata; Aves; Cuculiformes; Cuculidae. The record is from RefSeq and is a predicted model, not a curated record. The coding region runs from base 148 to 567 and encodes 139 amino acids. The transcript has 5 exons. Gene Ontology annotation, cellular component: mitochondrial inner membrane.